AUUGCAGGACACUACUGAAUGAUGUGCAUCAGAGGGGAUUUAGAAGUGGGUAUAUACAAUGCCGACUGAAAAAUAAGUAGGUAUACGCCAUGCACCUAUGUAUACCCUGCACUACACCACUGCUCAUCCUGUUCUCCUUUUCCCUUGUAGUCCUGCCUGUUAUGACUCUUGUCCCUGUUUCCUGCACCUCGUCUGGUCAAGCCCUGCUGGUCUGCCCUCAGCCCUGCUGUUCUGCCCUGGAACCCUGCAUUUAGUCUCUACAGAUCUCACUCUGGACUUGCUUCCUCUGCCCCUAACUGCCCCUGCCCUGUUCCUGGUUCUCAGCUACCAGCUCAAGCUUACCCUAGCCUGCAGCCCCAGGUUCCCAGGUUCCAGCCCAAUCUUCAACCACAGGUUCCCAGCUUCCAACCCAAUCUUCAACUGCAUGUUCCCAGCUUCCAGCCCAAGCUUCCCCAGGACUGCAUUCCCUUUCCCCAGCCUUCAAAAUGAAUACCUUUUUGCUAUAAUAUCCCCGUUUCCUCACCUUGAGUGUCUGCACUUGGGUUCACCUGCUUCGCCCCACAUAACAUUUCAUAUCUCUCAGCCACACCUGUCCAAAACUAUCUGUGCACACUGGAAAAAUAAAUCAGGAACACUCUGUGCGAUAAAGCAUCAUCUUCCUCCUCCUCCUCCUCCUCCUCCUCCUCCUCACUGUCCUGUCACCAGCUCUGGAUUGGCACUGCUUUUGCCCUUAAAAUGCUCAGACUUCAGGGCUUAUAAUGGCAGGCGAUUGAGGGCGCCAGUCAAAGGGAGUGAGGCAGAUAGGGGAGGACACACUGGCAGGCCGAAUGGUGGGAGCCAAGGAGUCUGUCAAACUCCAUCUCUGCUACGAAAAUGGAAGUAGAUGGGCACAACUCUCUGUACAACCGCAGGACAUAGAAUAGAGUGCAGGGAAGGGGAGGAUGUGUGAUGGGAAUGCCAGAGUAAUAUGUCACUGCUGAUGACACUCAAUUUGUUUGGGAGUCAAGGGGCUUCGAGAGGUGCACUCUACUGCCUAUCUACAGGCAGCAGCAGAGCUGAUGGUAUUAAUAACGGGGGUACUUAGCUGUUUUCCAUGUAUAUACAGCACAAAAUCAUGUCCCACCCAUUAUGUAGCAAGCAACAGCAAUCAUUCCCCCUUCAGUGAUUUAGAGACUGUUGUCACCAGAAAAAUUAGAGCAUUGCCGGUUUGUUAAAAUGCUUAAAAUUAUGUGCUUAUGUUUUUCUGACAAGUGGAAUCUUGCAGUCAUGUGAAUAAUGGCUGUUCACUCUCAGUACCAAAGACAGAAGUAGUCUUGUGUUGUUAUACUUUUGCAAAAAAAAGUAUGGAGGAGGAGGUUCAUGGAGAUGUGUAACUUUGACUUGGGAGACUCCACUUUGUAUCCCAAGUUCUACCAACAGUCUACGUUGGUUUUUGUUUAAGCAUGAGGGCAAUCAUUCCCUAUCCCUUAACCAAGUAGUUUUAUAUCAUAUCAUCAUUUAUCAUAAUAUAGUUGCCUUGC
Messenger RNA from Thunnus maccoyii (southern bluefin tuna), 1520 nucleotides. RefSeq lists its product as uncharacterized. Lineage: Eukaryota; Metazoa; Chordata; Actinopteri; Scombriformes; Scombridae. The record is from RefSeq and is a predicted model, not a curated record. Bases 98 to 883 code for a protein of 261 amino acids. The transcript has 2 exons.